AUGGAGGUGGAAGCCAUACGAGAUGGGUUACUUUUGGCUAGAAGUUUAAAUCUGCAGCACAUCCUCAUCCACUCUGACUCUAGGAGUGUUAUUGCUUGCGUAAAUAGAGCUACAGCAGCGCCGGAUUGGGCUGUACGCUCAAUUGUUGAUUACAUUCGUUCUCUAUUGUCAUCUUUUGCUAAUGUUUCUUUUCAGUAUAUUCCCAGGACUGUAAAUAGGGAUGCCCAUAUUCUAGCAAAAGGGGCUGCAGUUUUGAAGCUUUCUAAGAAAUACAUGGCUUCUUUCCUAACUGUACCAAAAAGCUUUCAGUUGAUCCUGAUUUAUUCCCUUCUAGCUGAACUUCAUAGCCCCUGUGGUGCAGAUCCUCCCUAUCCUAUCUGUACAAUUAAAACCAAUUACACAGGCAAUAGGACAUUCCAUGAUAAUCUUAAAAACCUCUUUGAUUCCUUAUCCUCUAAUGCUUCUUCCCUUUCAGUCUCAGGCUUUUAUAACACUAGUGUUGGCAAUGUCCCAGACAGAGUGUAUGGCCUCUUUCUCUGCUUAGGAUUUGUCAGCCAAGACAAAUGCAAGACCUGUGUCGACGACGCAAUUCAGGACAUUCAGAGACGUUGUCCCAAUAACAAACAAGCAUCAGUGUGGGAAGAAUAUUGUCUGUUGAGAUACUCAGAUCGAAAUUUCUUUGGGAAGAUGGAUGACAGUGCACCUCUUAAUCAAACAAAUCCUUUAAACAUUACAGACCCACAUAAAUAUAGCCAAGCUGUGAAAGAGAUGAUGGGUGAACUCUCUAUUCGGGUUUCGAAUUCAGCACGCUUAUAUGCAGUUACAGAAAAUAAUUAUAGUGAAUCAGAGAAGCUAUAUGGUCUUGUGCAGUGUACCAUGGACUUAUCAAAUAUUGGUUGCCAAAGAUGCCUACAAAUUGCCAUAGGAGAGCUUCCUGAUUGCUGCUAUAAUCCUCUUGGGGCAAGACUUAUGAGUAGGAGCUGCUAUUUAAGGUAUGAGUUAUAUAAUUUCUAUGAAGGAGCAAUUGGACAUAAAUCUCCAUCAGUGUCCACAACUUAUGGUGAGUAUUUCAAAUUUUAUUUUCCUGUGUUGCUUUGGCUCCAACCAUAGCUAGAUUCAA
Molecule: messenger RNA, 1120 nt
Organism: Telopea speciosissima
Lineage: Eukaryota; Viridiplantae; Streptophyta; Magnoliopsida; Proteales; Proteaceae
Product: cysteine-rich repeat secretory protein 38-like
Exons: 2
Coding region: 1-1110 (369 amino acids)
Molecular function (GO): nucleic acid binding; RNA-DNA hybrid ribonuclease activity
Source: RefSeq, a predicted model, not a curated record